Molecule: messenger RNA, 1939 nt
Organism: Fusarium oxysporum Fo47
Lineage: Eukaryota; Fungi; Ascomycota; Sordariomycetes; Hypocreales; Nectriaceae
Exons: 2
Coding region: 98-1720 (540 amino acids)
Source: RefSeq, a predicted model, not a curated record
GCCUGGUCACAUCAACCCAGAAACAUAAUCUCAGCAGAAACACGAACAGCAAUUGAGAGCGACACAACGUCGCUGGCGAUUGUAUCGCAUCGCCGAAAUGUCUCUCGAUCAGAGAAUUCACAUUUGGCUCGGCAACAUCCAACAAUCCAUCGAAGAUCCGUCGCCUACUCCCGAACCGUACCCCGAUGUCCCGCCUAAUCCCAUGAAACGCCGUCGAGUCGAUUCACCACCACGCGAGACCCGAAGGACCCUCGAAUUACAGCCCGGCGACCCCGGAUACGACCCCAAGAGGAAGAAAUGCGUCCAGUAUCCUCCUCACAUCGAAAAGGCCUUGCUCAAUAUGGUCAGCACUUCGUGGUGGUCAUCCAAGAAACGAGCAACCUCCAACAACCAUGUGUCCUCGGAGUCGCAACAUCAAUUCAUUGUUGGCUACUCUACAGGGAGGCCGUGGCCUGUCAAAAGAACAACCGAACCACUUCUUCAACCUGCUCCAACAGCAUCCUUCGAGCCAACACGGGAACACCUACUCCAACGAGAAGUAAAGGUCGAACCGGACACCGAACCCAUAUCAUGGCCAGAAGUAAAAGCCGAGCCCGUCACUGAACCGAUCAAGAGAAGAGUCGUGCCAAUUCUCUACCCCGAUUCAACACCGUCUCCCUCUUCGCAGAGCUACGAACACCUACUCCAAUUAGAACAGAAGUUGGAACAGAUCGCGGAACCCAUGUCACGGCCAUCUAGAAUAAAACUCGAGCCUCGAAAAGAACCCCCACCGUCGGCGUUGACGAUCCUCCUCAAGCGCAUCAACGACAUCUACGCUGGUCGCGGUAUCCUCCCCUCAAAUGUCCGACCCGUCAUGCAUGCAACGAGCCAGGUACCUGCAUGGAAAGACAUGGCUUGGGCGCGAGGCGGAUCUCAGAGCGAUGUUCAUUACUGCACCCAGCGCCAUAGAGUAGGCGACGCGCCCAGUCCCGAGAAUGUGGAAAAGGUCAUGUACCAGACUUCCCGCUGCACCAGAGAUGGCGCUCAGCCGAACGAGUGGAACAUGGAGGUUGUUCAGAAGGUUCUUGAGCUGUCGUUCAGGAAUGAACAUACCUGCAGGAGGCCACAACUUGUUGACUUCAGAUGCAGCACCGAUGGUGUCGUUAUUCCACAGUACCAUACGAAUCCCGACACCCCGCAGCCCCCGGAUUUCUGCGUUAACAUAGACACAACAUGCAACAAGAUGCCGACUGCAAUCCUCGGCCUCGAAAAGCACCUCUACAGAAACAUCUUCAACCACAUCGACCUGGGAUGUAUCCGAUGGCAGCGACCGAUAGCGUUCCACGUCCAUACUCUCCCGGAGAACACAGAGCGCGAGCUCCAGCGCGUGCGAACGGCCUUUGCCGCACAUUGGGGUUUUCUCAAACGCCUAGUGAGACUGAGAGAGAGGGUUGAUAUCAAAUGGCCGAAUUACACUUGGAUAGACGAUUCGAAAUAUGACCUUCCCGAGUUCCUCCCGGGUAUCAUCAUCUACAAACAUAACUGGUUCCUCGGCGUUUCCAAACCCGAUGGAGAAAAUACAAGGUUCUAUGGGAUUGGCGAUACGGCGAGUUCGAUUGGUGUUUACAAGAUCGUUUAUGCGCUGCAGAUAUUGCGGAAUUGGGCUGAGACGGUUUAUUGGCCUUGGAUGCAGAAGCUUGUGUUGAGGUGGCCUUUGGAUGAGCAUGGAACACAGAGGUGAUGGUUUUUGUUUAGUGAUACCCCUAGAUUGUCAAGAUACCCUUUUUUGCGUUGAUCGUACUGUAAUUUCUUGUCUGAUAAUUAUUGAAGGUCUCAGUGCAGGGUUUAUUUAGUUGAGUACACAAUCUCAGAUACUUCUUCCCUGGUUAAGACCUUGCCAAACGAGAACAUGACAUCUGUCAUGGUCUUGUCGAUGAUCUGCUCAAUCUGCUCAUCACUC